Messenger RNA from Coregonus sp. 'balchen', 1833 nucleotides. The record is from the annotation of a GenBank genome assembly. Lineage: Eukaryota; Metazoa; Chordata; Actinopteri; Salmoniformes; Salmonidae.
AUGGUUCAGAACGUGGUUCUGGUAUUUUUUCGCAGGAGACUCAGCCAGAGGCCGAACGUUGAGGAGUUGGAAAGCCGGAAUAUCCUAAAACGUGAGUUGUAAAACUGCCUUUUUAUUUUAAUUUCUGCCCUUUUUAUGUUUCUUUUCAUUGAGUAAUGUGAAAUUCAUGCGCAGGUCCUAAAUGAAUCUACCAAGGUAGACAAUACAUAAAUGUAUUAUGAUACACACAUUCACUCGUUCAAAAUUCAGGAGAGGGAAAGGAGCACAUUGUCUUCCAACAUACCUUGAGACUUGAUGUUGAGAAAUUCGUUUAGAAAACUGAGCAACAGCACAUAUUAUUUUGGGCAGGCUACAGCCUUGUGUUUCUCUUACAUAAGCAUUUUAAUUUUGAGAUUCAAUGGGAAUUUGGAUCUGACAAGAUUUACACUUGUGUAAAGAAUUAUGUUUAAAAUGUUCAAAUAUACAUAUAUAUCCCCAUGGAUUAGACUUGAUUUGUAAUAUCUGAAGCCUAAUCUGUGUCUCUACAGUCAAACUCAGUGGGACACUGGUAUUGAUUUCAUAAUCAUUCACCAGUAGAUAAGGUUUAGGGUCAAACAGUGACAUCACUGACAUGUGGAUUAGGGGGAAAACUGAUGAAAACCAGUUGAAAACAAGUGACAUGAUGACAUCAUUAUUGGGGAAUGUGUUUGCCAACCUCUCAAGUGUUCUUAUCAGUGUCUUUGUUGUAGUCCUAUCACUAAUUGUAUUAUUCUCCUUGGUUUAAAGAGAGAAAUGACCAGACAGAACAAGAGGAGAGGAGGGAAAUCAAACAGCGGCUCAACAGAAAGGUAUAUUACACUAUUAUUACAGUACUUAGUUACUAAGUAUUAUUAUUAUUUUAUUGUUAUUAUCAAUGUAAUAAUACACUAACCGUAAAGUACACUAUGCAGACAUCCCAUUUCUCCUGACUGAAGUACUUGUUCUGUUUUUGUACUUUAUUUCAUGCUGUACACUAGUUGUAUCGUUCUUUUGGGAUGUGCUCUGGAUAAGAACAUAAUAAGACACCUUGUAUAAGGCUACUAUGGCAAAAUCGUUACUUUUAUGAGAGAAGCAUUAUGAUGCAAAAACCACAGAUGAAUACAGGAAUUUCAGCUAAAUUCAGUCCGUUGUGUAUUUCAGCUCAAUCAGCGGCCCACAGUCGACGAACUACGGGACCGAAAGAUUCUCAUCCGUUUCAGCGACUAUGUUGAGGUGGCCAAAGCUCAGGAUUAUGACAGGAGAGCAGACAAGCCCUGGACCAGGCUUUCGGCAGCCGACAAGGUGUGUGUGUGUGUGUGAGAAUGUCAACCGUGUCAAAAACAAGGAUCCUUCGACUGCAUCUCUUAUAUUUCACAUUCCACACAAAAUUCAUGAUUCCCCACUCAAAUUGCAAAGUGACUGGCACAUACCAUUUUUUGAGCAUUUUGUGAUGUGGGUUACAUUGCCUAUUUAUUGCCCUGGCUGCCAUCUCCAUAGAGCCAGAAUGUCUCACUGUUUUCUAGCUAGCUUCAGCUUUUUCUCUCACAAGACCUUGUCAUUGUCGUCUUUCUGUGCUGAGUUUCGCAGACCGUGGGUUGAUGCGUGCGUGGUCCGCCUCCGCUUAAGGAUGCUCUCUAGUCUAACCCUCAUUUUCUUCCUCUGCAGGCGGCUAUCCGAAAAGAGCUGAACGAGUUCAAAAGCACUGAGAUGGAGGUGCACGCCUCAAGCAAGCACCUUACGAGGUCAGUGUGUGUUGUGUGUUUGCUUCUAUUCUCGGCUGCGGUUCACUCUAUUUUUAGCUCCCCUUACAUGUCUAGAAAAGGUCCACAGAGCUAA